GCCAAGUUCAAAUGGUUUGCUAGUCGGUACACUAGCGGUGUGCCGACGGGGGAGUCCGGAGCGGAGACGUCCGCGAAACAAGGAACUCGCUCACUACGAUCCAGCGAUCCCAGUGAUCCACCUCUCCUCCUGCGAACUGCGCCGACCUGCCUUACUUUCGGCCCCUACACCUCGAAAUUCUGACUUGUCCCUAAUCCACCCAUAAAUCCUCCCAAAAAGUCAACAGAGAUAGUGUUAAACCCCGAUGAAAGAAAUUCCUCAACUUUGUAACAUAAAUCUCGCGCCGUUUUGAAAACCCAUGGUUUCGAUCAUUCCGUGAAAAGUGAAGGAAAACAGAAUUACCAGUGAAAAGUUUGUGUUCCGAGGUUUCUUUUCACCACAUUGGGAAUUUCCGCAAGGGAGGAUUUGCGAGAACCUCAACACGAUGCUCCCCGUAAGGGAUGAACAGCUGAUAUCGAGCUCCAAGUCGGUCGCCCUGCCUUCGGUCGCCUGGUUCUACCUCAGCGCUGAAUUCCUCAUCGGGGCAGCUCUCUCAGGAAUUCUCGCACUCCUCGCCAUCAUACGAACCGCAUUACCGAAACCACCGAGGGAAUUGUCCGGCGACGUGGUGCUGGUCACGGGUGCGGCAACACCUCUUGGGCGAGCGGUCGCCCUAGAGUUUGCAAGGCACGGAUGUUCGAUGGUUUGCGUGGACACCGACCUAAACAGGGUGAAGGAGACGACGUCCAGCAUCGUCUCGAGGUGCUCGAACGUCGAGGACAUCUCGCCGGAGCAUCGUCGUCAGGAUGUCUCCGUAGCGGAGCGCAAGGUGUACGCUUAUCAGUGUAAUCUAUGGGACAGGCACGAUAUCUUGCGACUUGCCAAAAAGACCCUCGACGAAGUGGGCCGAAUCGACGUGCUCGUCACCUGCGUGGGUCAUCCCGGGGAGGACAUCCUGGACACAGUCAGCACGACCCUGAUGAGCCACUACUGGACUGUGUUGGCUUUUCUGCCCUCGAUGCUGCGAAACGAAAAGGCCCACGUGGUUGGCAUAACGCCGGCGAACUCUUCGGCAGAUGCUUUCAGGGGGUCCAGGGCAGCUGUGGUAGGGCUGAUGGAGAGCCUAGGACACGAGUUGUCCGACCGAAACAGUCACGUAACUUUCAUCACGAUCGCGCCCAAGAUUGAGCCAAGGCAAAACGACGAGGAAGUUGCCAAGAGUAUCAUCGACGCUGUGAGAAGAGAUCAACGCAGCAUCGACCCGAGCUGGACCAGAUCUCGCGUCCGAUGAGAACGGGAUCGUUAAAUUGAUUUUUCUUUAACGUAAUUUAUUGAAAUUUUAUAAUUUAUCUAAUUCUCGACCUCCGAGCAUUAUUUCAUCCCGAUUGGAACGCUCAUUUUUAUUUAUACACCCCAUGAACGUGCGCAAUUUUUUUAACGGAAUUAUUGCACGCAAGGAAAUGCAAUGAUUCCUACUUUUAACUCGAUUUUAAUAAUAAUAUAAACAAUUCCUGUAAUUUAGGCUGCCAGAGAGUCGCAUCAACGAACGUACCGAGUUGCGAAUGAUUUUGUUCUAGAUUAAGGCCCGUUUAUACAUCUCACAUUUCCAUAACCGUUUCGACUUGACUGGCAUUGGAGGAAUUAAAAAAGUAUGCAUAAUUUCGGAAA
This is a messenger RNA of Orussus abietinus, 1647 nucleotides long. Its product is annotated as short-chain dehydrogenase/reductase family 16C member 6-like. Gene Ontology annotation, molecular function: oxidoreductase activity, acting on the CH-OH group of donors, NAD or NADP as acceptor. Bases 425 to 1270 code for a protein of 281 amino acids. Lineage: Eukaryota; Metazoa; Arthropoda; Insecta; Hymenoptera; Orussidae. The transcript is spliced from 6 exons. The record is from RefSeq and is a predicted model, not a curated record. Gene Ontology annotation, cellular component: lipid droplet.